Messenger RNA from Coprinopsis cinerea okayama7#130, 1695 nucleotides. RefSeq lists its product as hypothetical. The transcript has 3 exons. The record is from RefSeq and is a predicted model, not a curated record. Gene Ontology annotation, cellular component: plasma membrane. Lineage: Eukaryota; Fungi; Basidiomycota; Agaricomycetes; Agaricales; Psathyrellaceae. Bases 87 to 1304 code for a protein of 405 amino acids. Gene Ontology annotation, biological process: intracellular protein localization.
CGACGGCGACAACGACGACCAAGGCACCGACGGCGACAGCAGCAUCCGCAAGAGUCUCAAGUCGGAUUUAAUAUUGACUCACCGCCAUGGACGACGAGAAGCGACAGCAAGAUGACUGGGCCAACAGCCGCAAAAACAGGCUACCAUCGUUUACAGAGGUCCUGUCGAGAAAGACACGCCCGCCGGUCGAUCUGUUCAUGUUCUACCUGUUCCUGCAACGCGAGGGCGCGGAGGAUAUUCUAGACUUUUGGCUCGAUGUCCAGCAACACGAGAAUCUUUGUCGCGCCUACUUCAAGGACGUUCGAAAGUCUGGAAGGACGAUUAAGGAAGACUGGCCUCAAUACUGGGACUAUGCUCGCCGACGAGGAUCGAUUUACGGUACCGUCGUGGGGCUCAACCCUGAUUCACAUACCAAACGGAGCACCCAGAGUACGGCAGACCUCGUCUCAGAACACGACAGGCGCAAUUUGGCUGCGACCAGCGAUUCAGGACACGGUCGACGUUCAACCACACCAGACGCUGGUCGUGUUGCUCCCCCCUCUGAUCCAAAUGCCGACCCACCUCGUUCCAGCACUCCCUUCUCGCUGUCCGGCCGUACACCUACCCUCUUCAACCUGCGACGGGCAUCCAGAGCACCCACGGUUAUCCCCCGCUCAGCAGCAAUCACUCGUUUAGACCUUAUUGCCUCAGCAGAGCGCAUCUUCUACCGUUACCUUUCGCCAGCCGGAAACACGGUUAACUCCCAAGAGAACCACGAGAUCUACCUUCCUCCCGCCCUCCGAAUUCACAGCUUCCCCCUCAGCAGCACGCAAGAGCCAAAGACCCAGACUGAGUUAUCGAUAAUGGCCCAGAUUCCUGACAUGUUCCAUGCCCAGAAGGAAUACUGCUUCAGGGCGAUGGAACAAGAUGCCUUCCCCCGUUUCCUCCGCUCAAAGGCCUUUGGUAAUCUCACACCUAUAUCCGCCCUGGUCCGCCUCAUAGCCGGACUCGUCAUCCUCUGGAUAGGACUUGCCGUGGGCUUUGCCCUAAUCUUCUUGGACGUCGAACCCAAGUCCAAACGCUUCUUCCUCUUCAUUCCAUAUACGCUCGCCAUUCUCUUCUUGAUCUCACAUCAGUAUGAGUUAGACCCUAUCCUUGUCUUCCUCAACCAGUCUGAGACGACACCGUUCCGAACUUUGACCAUGCGAGAGCCUUAUGUCAGGAAGCUCUUGCUUGGGCGGGCCAUCUGGGUGACGGUGCUGGUUGCUGCGUUUUCAACAGCGUUGACAAUGCUCUUCUGGGCUGUGCCGGGGCACAGGCUCUAGAUCAUCAUGUUCUGGAUUAACCCACUGACUACCCCUGUUUUAUCUCGUGCAACCGUUGUUGCAUUUGGGACUCAGACUCACGAACGGUUUCCUUCUCCCCCCUCUCUCUAUCUUUAUCGUCCCGAUCUUAAUAAUUUUAUUCGGUUUGUCAUUCUGAUCUUUUGUUUUGUUUUGUCUUGUCUCUGUCGUCGUUAUCACUACUGUAGUUGUUUGCUUUGUUUUUGACCAAGUCUUCACACUCCUUUGGAUACCCUUUUCCAGUCUUUCUUCGUUUCAAUGGGUCGUUUGACAAUGUAGCCUUUUUUGCUGCCUGACAUCCCUGUAGUAUUCAUCGCUUGGAGCCGUUCUAUCCCUUCGAGCUCCAUGCCAGUUUCUAAUCCCGUCCCUCGAU